ACCUAUGAAAACUUCAAACUUCAGUACCCUAUAUUUUCUAUAAAUGAUGCUUCAAAAGCCCCUAUAGGUCAUCAGUAUACAGUAUCUAAAAAUCAAUCAAUUCUGAUGCCCAUAUAUGUCAGGACAGUACAGAUAUCCCCCAAAUGACCCCUUUUUGGAAAGGCAUUCUGAGGUGUUUUGUAAGAGGCAUGGCAAGUUUUUUGAACUUUAAAUUUUUUGUCAUAA
This is a messenger RNA of Staurois parvus, 225 nucleotides long. The record is from the annotation of a GenBank genome assembly. Lineage: Eukaryota; Metazoa; Chordata; Amphibia; Anura; Ranidae.